Geodia barretti is the source of this 1094-nucleotide messenger RNA. The record is from the annotation of a GenBank genome assembly. NCBI's taxonomy places the organism in Eukaryota, Metazoa, Porifera, Demospongiae, Tetractinellida, Geodiidae.
UAAACCCUGUGCGCGCGCGCGUGCGCGAUCCAAAAUGCCGACUUUCCUCGAAACGGUAGAGGAGCAGUUCGGCUCACGGGACCUAUACGAGGUCCUCCAGGUGGACAAGAGUGCCGAGGAAGCUGAUCUGAGACGCGCCUACCGCCGCCUGUCCCUGCGCGUCCACCCGGACCGCGCCAGUCCCGAGGAGGUGGCCUCUGCAACUGAAAAAUUCCAGACGCUGGGAAAGAUAUAUUCCAUACUGACCGACAAGGACAAGCGAGCCAUUUAUGAUGAGAAUGGCACAGUUGACGAGGAUAGCUCUAUUUUUGACCAGGAUAGAGAUUGGAGCGACUACUGGAGACUGCUGUUUCCCAAGAUCACAGUGGAAGACAUCAAGUCAUUUGAGGACAAGUACAAAGGUUCGGAGGAAGAGAUGGAGGACCUGAGGAGAGCCUAUCUGCAGCACGAGGGAGACAUGGAUGCCAUCAUGGGAGAAGUCCUCUGUUCCAGUGUGGAGGACGAGCCUCGCUACACUGCCCUGCUGCAGGGCUGGAUUGCAGACGGGGCUCUGCCCGACUUUGAAAAGUUCUCGGCGGAACCGGAGAAGAGGAAGAGAAAGAGGAAGGCUAGGUUCGAGAAGGAAGCAAAGGAGGCAAAAAAGAUGAAACUUGACGGGGAAGAGUCGACUGGCGACUUGUCUGCUCUGAUUAAGGCAAAGCAAUCGUCACUGUGACAAGAAAUGGACAGUUUUUUCGACAAACUCGAGCAGAAGUAUGCCAGUGGAAGUGUCUCGGGGAAAUCUAAGAAACGAGCUGCUGCCAGCAAUGCCUCUGGGUCGGGUACAGGUGGCGGGAAAACAAGGAAGGGUAAAGGCAGAAGAAAAAAGUGAACAACACGUAACUAAAGGUUUAAAAAUGAAAUGUCUGUUACUUGAAUUGCCAUCUAAGCAUGGUCUUUACUUAAUGUUUUGUACUAGUGAGGCAUGCAUCAUAACCACACAAAGGUUCAGUUUGUGAAAAGAUUUGUAUUCUAAUGUGAUUGAGUGAGUUUCUGUAAUUAUUAUCCCUCACUCUAUUCGUAUCAUCUGUGUUCUUGAUUGUAAUGCAUAUCAU